AUGUCUAAAGCACAAGCAACCAAAAGUGAAAAAAUUGCUGACUUUUUCAACAGACAUCAAAUAGACCUUCCCUGGAAAAUCAUCUUUCCCAUCAUCAUUGGACAUUUGUUGAACAUUCGAUUUUUCACACAAUUUAUAUUUAUAUCAGGAGAACUUCCAAAUGGCCUUUAUAGGAAAUGUGCGUGGGAUCUAGCUUUUUUGUUCUUUUACUUUUGUGUAUUUACACUUGUCCGUGCUGCAACCAUGAAAUAUGUAUUGAAACCAUUAUCCAGCCGUCUGAAUGUUUCGAAAGGGAAAGUACUUCGUUUUUGUGAACAGAGUUGGUUGGUUAUUUAUUAUUCAAUCAGCUUCACUAGUGGAUUCAUUAUAUUAUACAAUUCGCCAACAUGGAAUGAUACAUCCUACUUCUGGCGUAAUUAUCCUGAUUGGGAGAUGACGGCUAGCUUAAAGUAUUACUACUUAUUGCAGUUUGCAUUUUGGAUUCAACAGCCAUUUGUGCUACAAAUUGAAGCACCAAGAAAAGAUUACAGAGAGUAUAUGUUACAUCAUAUUAAUACAUUAUUGUUGGUCGGCUUGAGUUAUGCGUGUAACUUUACUGCAGUCGGCGUUGCUGUUUUUGUGUGUAUGGAUUUACCGGAUGUACUUCUCAGUUUAGCGAAAACCUUACAUUAUCUCAAAUUCGGAUUCAUAUGCGAUGCAACAUUUGUAGCAAUGGUUAUCUCCUGGUUAUAUACAAGAGUGUAUCUCUAUGGACGCAUUAUAUGGUCAACCUAUACUGAAACGGAAUUAUAUAUCCCAGAAUUUAAGUUGGACCCAGUAAAUGGUUACUGGUUCCCUCAUUUCGUCAAGUACAUUAUCGUCGCAUUGAUGAUGGGCCUUUACAUACUUAUUGUGUUUUGGACUUUGAUGAUUUUCAAAGUGGUUUACAAAUUGGUUACAAACACUGGCAUUACUGAUGUGCGCUCAGAUGAUGAAGAUGACGAUAGCCAGCAUAGACAGUCAGAUUUUGAAGUGAUAUCCAUAAUGGUAAGCUGA
Molecule: messenger RNA, 1035 nt
Organism: Mycotypha africana
Lineage: Eukaryota; Fungi; Mucoromycota; Mucoromycetes; Mucorales; Mycotyphaceae
Product: TLC domain-containing protein
Exons: 5
Coding region: 1-1035 (344 amino acids)
Biological process (GO): ceramide biosynthetic process
Cellular component (GO): membrane
Molecular function (GO): sphingosine N-acyltransferase activity
Source: RefSeq, a predicted model, not a curated record